AUGACACCAGCAGUCAUUGGAGACUCGGACGGAGACGAGUCAGACGUAGCUUCUUCUCCUAGGCGCGGCACACCAGCUGUCCGUCUGAAGGCUUCAUCGCCCACGGCGGCGACGCACCCAUCUGGUUCUACGGACUCGACCUUCUUCAAGAGUAUUUACAAUGAGCACCGGGACGCUGCAAAUCAGCAUAUGACGGAUCAAAUCGAAGAAAUCGCUGAAGUCAUGGACGCGUCAUCAUUCGACAAUGGCUUCCAGGAGACGAGAGGCACCGGCAUAUACGACAAGAGCCUCUGGGACGUCCCCAGCAGCCCAGAGCUUGCACAGCCCAAGUCGUCCAAGAAACAUGAUGGCUCGCUGAACGCCAGGACUAAAAUCACGAGGGGUUUGCGACGACGGCUAGAUGAUAUAGGAUAUGUUAGCCAGGAGGAUGAGCUCCCGGAGAUGACUGCACAAAGCAGGAAGAAGAGACGGGUGGAACGAGACACAGGCUCAGAUGACUUGGUUUCGACGGCGCCUAUUGAGAGCGAUGCGUCCUUCAUGAUGGCGCCUCCGGUAUUGACAAGUCAAAAGCAGCGGCAUGUGUCUGUUCACGACGGCGCGUUGGGCUCCGCGACAAAGCCUCUGGAGCAGCGCUGCGUCAACGUCAUGUCUAGUGGGACGGCUACUAAUAUCAAUACGCCGAGGUCAAAUGACGCGGUGUUAUCUGAGGCGACUCCCGAGAUAAGGGGCUCAGAGCCUGCUUCUCCCGCCCUGCCUAUACCGGUCUCAGAAACGAAACGGGGUACGGCAAAGGAACGGAACAGAAAAGAGUCCAAGAGGGUGGUUAUAGAUUCAGAUGACGAAAGUGAGGUGGGAGAUUAUUUGCCUCGGGAGGCUAGACAUGAUAGCCCGGACUUGGAAGAGAUGCCGAAGCCGGUGGAGAAAAAGAAGCAAAGAGGCCGUCCCAGGAAAACAGAUACGGCUGCACCAAAGGAGAAGGAAAAGGAAAAGGAAAAGGAAAGGGGAAAGGAUUCGGAAACAAAUGGCAAAAAGAAACGUGGGAGGCCGAAGAAAUCCGCGGCGGUGCUCAAGCUUGACAGCGACGAUGAAGUGCAAGAGAUUGCACCGGCUAUCCCUGAAUCUGCCCAUACGGAGCCGGGUAUAAAACCGCAACCAGAUGCAAAGGCGACACGCAUUGAGAAGUUGGGUCCAGAUGUUGCCGAGACGGAGAGCCGCGCAGCAGUCAAGCCAGUGACGAAAGAAACCCCCGGUACUCCUAUAUCCGAUACUAAAGUUGACACAGGCAUUUCCGCAGUACAGAAAACAGCGGGGAGAACACCAUCCACGUCAACGGGAGGGUUAGGACGUCCGUUGUACCGUGUCGGAUUGAGCAAGAAUACGAGAAUCGCGCCGCUGUUGAAAAUCAUCCGCAAAUGA
This is a messenger RNA of Metarhizium acridum CQMa 102, 1416 nucleotides long. RefSeq lists its product as uncharacterized. NCBI's taxonomy places the organism in Eukaryota, Fungi, Ascomycota, Sordariomycetes, Hypocreales, Clavicipitaceae. The record is from RefSeq and is a predicted model, not a curated record. Gene Ontology annotation, molecular function: DNA binding.